This is a messenger RNA of Centrocercus urophasianus (Greater sage-grouse), 4117 nucleotides long. It is a transcript of the gene PDE6B, whose product is annotated as phosphodiesterase 6B. Gene Ontology annotation, biological process: retina development in camera-type eye; signal transduction. The transcript has 22 exons. The record is from RefSeq and is a predicted model, not a curated record. The coding region runs from base 1 to 2511 and encodes 836 amino acids. Gene Ontology annotation, cellular component: photoreceptor outer segment membrane. NCBI's taxonomy places the organism in Eukaryota, Metazoa, Chordata, Aves, Galliformes, Phasianidae. Gene Ontology annotation, molecular function: protein binding; 3',5'-cyclic-nucleotide phosphodiesterase activity.
AUGAGCAUUAGUGAAGACGACGUGGAGAAGUUUCUUGAUGGCAACCCUGCUUUUGCCAAGCAGUACUUUGAGAAGAAACUGAAAACAGAGUCCUGCGAUGACAAUGAAAGUGAAAUUCUUUUUGAGUUGAUACAAGACAUGCAAGAAAGCAUCAACAUGGAGAAAGUUGUAUUCAAGACUUUGAGAAGAAUCAGGUCCCUUAUUCAUGCUGAUCGCUGUAGUCUUUUCAUGUACAGGCAAAGAAACGGCACACCUGAACUUGCAACAAGGCUUUUCAACAUUCAAGAGGGAAGCACGCUGGAGGAAUGCCUGGUUUCCCCUGACUGCGAGAUAGUCUACCCGCUGGACUUAGGCAUUGUGGGCUACGUUGCGCAAACCAAGAAAACCAUGAACAUCCAGGAUGUCAGUCAGUGUCCCCAGUUCAGUUCAUUUGUUGAUGAGCUCACCGACUACACUACAAAAAGCAUCCUUGCAACACCCAUCUUGAAUGGCAAAGAUCUAGUUGCUGUCAUUUUGGCUAUUAAUAAGCUGAACGGCCCAUUCUUCACCAACUCUGAUGAAACACUUUUCCUGAAGUACCUGAAUUUUGCUUCCCUAAACCUGAAAAUUUAUCACUUGAGUUAUCUUCACAACUGUGAAACUCGAAGAGGCCAGGUGCUGCUGUGGUCAGCUAACAAGGUCUUUGAGGAAUUGACAGAUAUUGAGAGGCAAUUCCACAAGGCCUUCUAUACUGUGAGAGCAUAUCUGAAUUGUGACAGGUACUCAGUAGGCCUCCUGGACAUGACAAAGCAGAAGGAAUUUUUUGAUCUAUGGCCUGUCCUGCUGGGAGAAGUUCCCCCUUACUCAGGACCUCGCACUCCGGAUGGCAGAGAAAUAGUCUUUUACAAAGUCAUUGAUUAUAUAUUACAUGGAAAAGAAGACAUUAAAGUCAUCCCAAAUCCUACGCCAGAUCACUGGGCACUAGUUACUGGACUGCCAACAUAUGUGGCUGAAAGUGGGUUUAUUUGCAAUAUUAUGAAUGCUGCUGCAGACGAGAUGUUUAACUUUCAGGAAGGUCCUCUAGACGAAUCAGGAUGGACUAUCAAAAAUGUUCUCUCCAUGCCAAUAGUCAACAAAAAGGAAGAAAUUGUUGGUGUUGUCACAUUUUUUAACAGAAAAGAUGGGAAGCCAUUUGAUGAACAGGAUGAGACCCUGAUGGAGUCCCUGACACAGUUUUUGGGCUGGUCAGUACUCAACACAGAUACAUAUGAUAAGAUGAACAAACUGGAGAACCGGAAAGAUAUCGCCCAGGAUAUGGUGCUCUACCACGUGAAGUGUGACAAGGAUGAAAUUCAGGAAAUUCUGCCAACACGAGAAAAGCUGGGGAAGGAGCCAAGCGAGUGUGAGGAAGAGGAGCUGGCAAGUAUUCUGAAAGAGCAACUCCCAGGGCCCAGCAAGUUUGAAAUCUAUGAGUUCAGGUUCUCAGAUUUCGACUGCACUGAACUGGAGCUUGUGAAGUGUGGCAUUCAGAUGUACUAUGAGCUUGGCGUGGUGAAGAAGUUCCAGAUCCCACAGGAGGUUCUGGUGAGGUUUGUGUACUCUGUCAGUAAAGGCUACCGGAAGAUAACGUACCACAACUGGCGCCAUGGCUUCAACGUUGCACAGACCAUGUUCACACUUCUCAUGACAGGCAAACUGAAGCGCUACUACACAGACCUUGAAGCCUUUGCAAUGGUAACUGCUGCUCUGUGCCAUGAUAUAGACCACAGAGGAACCAACAACCUCUACCAGAUGAAAUCUCAAAAUCCUUUAGCUAAACUUCAUGGAUCUUCAAUUUUAGAGAGACAUCACCUGGAUUUUGGAAAGUUUUUGCUCUCUGAAGAGUCACUGAAUAUAUGCCAGAACCUCAACCGGAGACAGCACGAGCACAUGAUUCAUCUGAUGGAUAUUGCCAUUAUAGCUACAGAUCUGGCACUCUACUUCAAAAAAAGAACAAUGUUUCAGAAGAUUGUUGAUGAGUCUAAGACAUAUGACAGUACAACUGCCUGGACUGACUACCUGUCUCUGGAGACGACAAAGAAAGAAGUUGUCAUGGCCAUGAUGAUGACUGCCUGUGAUUUGUCAGCAAUCACUAAGCCUUGGGAAGUCCAGAGUAAGGUAGCUCUCCUGGUAGCAGCAGAAUUCUGGGAGCAAGGGGACUUAGAAAUAAGCGUCCUUCAGCAGCAGCCCAUUCCCAUGAUGGACAGAAGGAAAGCUGCUGAACUCCCAAAGCUUCAAGUGGGUUUCAUCGACUUUGUGUGCACAUUUGUCUAUAAGGAAUUUUCACGUUUCCAUGAGGAAAUUCAGCCUAUGCUCGAUGGGCUGCUGAACAACAGGAACGAGUGGAAGACCCGUGCUGAUGAGUAUGAUGCAAAGAUGAAAGCUCUGGAGGAAGAGAAGAAAAAGGAGGAAGAGAAAAUGGCUGCACAGAAAGAUGGAAUAACCUGCAACGGAGGAACAGCUCCAAGUUCAAAAACCUGUAGUAUACUUUAGAUCUAUUUCCAAGGCAAUACAUCCACCCAAAAUGAGAAUGCCCAUGUUUAGAAACAAACAACAACAACAAAAAGUCCUGGCUUAAAAUAUAUAUUCCUGCUUGGACAAUUUUAAUUAGGGUUAUGACCAACCAAGGAAGGGCUACAUCUCGUUUGCCUUAAUUGCAUCUCUUCUUGAUGCUAAGGGACCCAUCCUGUCCUGACUCUCACUGCAUUUAACAUACCUGAUGGUGUCAGAUGGCACGUGGCAAGUCAGAGCAAUGUUUGGCCCAAUAUAUCAGGUUGCGUGGCCACAGAAGAAACACUGCUCCAGCACUGAAAUACUGCAGACCCCAAAGCUAACAAAGCCAGUGAAUCUCCCAGAUUGUCCAUGUGUGCAAGGAAUAGCCAGCCAGUGAAUCUCCCAGAUUGUCCAUGUGUGCAAGGAAUAGCCUGCAGAGUAGAAAAAGUGAAGAACAGCUAAAUUUAUAAUAUCUAAAUCUCUGUCUUUGAGGAUAUCAGAAAGAAAUCUGUAGGUGGGGAUGAAGCAUGAGAACUUUUGAGCUGUUCUAGAAGGCUACAUUUCUCUGUAAGUCCAAGGAAUGCACAUAGUAGUAAUUCUGCAUUCACUUUGGGAAUUUGGGUUGGCUGCUGCUGUGCGCAUGAUCCCUCAGCUGCAAGACCCAGUAGAUGCUGGCUUCACAAACAGGACCCACGUUGUGCACGAUCGCAGGCUUUGUGCUGUGACAUGCGGUUGUGAGAAGGCAGUGUCAUCACUACCCACUGCAGCGCCUCAUACAGUUACCCACACAACCUGAACUGUGGCAUCUGACUUUGUUCUGUUUUACCUUGUAAUGCCAGUGCUAUCUAACACAUCCUCCUUUGAUUGGUAUCAGCCCUCCUCCUUUUCUCCUCCUGCUUGAGAUGUCUGAUUUUCUCAGUCCACUCCAAACUUCAAAAGAGUGAUGAAUUCUACUCCUUUAUUUAAGUUAAUUAGUUUUCCUGUUUAUUAAUGUAACCAUGUUAGAAUACUCUUAUCGUAAAGACCCUUCUCUACUCCCCUGCCCUCUCUCUCUCUCUCUCUCUCUCUUUUACUCAGAGCAUGGCGGGCACGUCAGCCAUGUAAUGAGAGUUCUGAUUUGUGGGGAUCUUCUUCUAUUAGUCCUGCUACCUUCAGUAUUUUUAUCCCUCAGUAACUUAUUUUGCAUUACAGAAGUACUGUAAGUAGAAGGAAAUUAUAGCCAUAGCAGUAUCUGGUGACUGUUUGGCCAGAUCCCAGUGCACUAAGAAGUAAUCUUCUGUCGCUAUGCAGCUAUUGUGUGAGCAGCAAGUUGUCCUUCAAGAGAAUACAGAAACCUCUCCACUUGCUCAAAAGCUAAAUAUGCAGCUAGUAAUUGGUUCGUGUUGUAUAUCUCAGCUUCAUCUGCAACCACGUAGGAGGCUUGCAUCACAUGGCAGCACUUCCAGGACACCAAGCCAAACAAGUUGUUUCCAGUGGGCAAUACGCCAUGAGAUGAUCUUAUUGUGGUGUGCUAAGAAGUGGGUUCUUAAGAUCACUUCAAGUCAUUGUAAGCUAAAUGCCUGUCGCUGAGAAAAGCUCUCCUUGACUUCAGAUGUUUUCCUGGAAA